AUGAUUAGACGCUGGACGCUCGCUGUCACGUGGCUCGCAUUUUGGGCCACUUCUCCAGUUUCCUCUUCGCUUGAGAAAAUACCUGACCAAACAGGAGAGAUCAAUGGGCAUCAGAACUCGACAGAAACAACAGCGGCAGAACUGUUGAACGAAUUUGCAGGAGAGGAAGACGUCGCCUCAAUAAUGGCAGAUUAUGGCAGUUUGACCGUACCCAGCGUGCUUAUCAGUAGAGAACGCGAAGACUGUCAUCAUGUGAGCGGAGCCAGCGCAGAAGUUUCAGCUGGUGUAGGGACGUUCUUGCAUCCUCCUGAAGAAACAAGUACGACUCCUGUAGUUAUUGUUGAUGAAACAGGCCGAUCAUUCGGCCCUUGCCCAAAAUCCGUCCUCCGGAAAAAGGCGUAUUACGGCAGCAAAGCAGCUGUUGCGGACAUGCAUGGGGCGCAGUCCAUCUCUCUGGGAAGCGUCAAACAAACAGUGGACCUCACACGACUAGGCCUUGAUCGACAGUUUAACGAAAAGGCAUAUGAGUCACUGAAAGUCUGUAAUAACCUUUUCUUCUCGGGAGGCGAAGGCAUGCGCAAUUUUUCCGAUCCUGCUUGCGUUGUCGCCCACCUGGAUGAAGCAUCCCUAAGCAUUAGGACCCUCGAUACAGCAAGUCUCCGAAAGCUCCACCCCAGGCUAAAAGCCGCACUUGUUCUCGCAUCAAACCUCACCUUGAGGAGACAAAAAAAAGAAUGGAUCCGUAAGCUUACUUCCUCAAAUACCUUGCAUUUGGCUUGGCACGUCGUCGAAACUUUCUCAGCAAUGAACGUGAGCAUGCUGGAGUCUAAUGUUGGAGAGGCUCUAAAUAGCAUUGUCAUGAAGGAUCUACGUCUUCUUCAGCCCUUGAAGGAUCUUAUUCAAUUCGCUACUACGUGCACUACGUAUGAAGAAUAUCCCGAAAAAUCUUGGCAGGACACGGUGCGUUUCCCCAGCCCCGACAGCCCACAGUACAAGACGUAUCCUAUAUACGAUUACUUGCGAGCAGUGGGAGCUGAUGUGUCAUUUCCUCGAAUCAUCCCAGCAGACUGGCAGCCUCGGGUGUACGAUGGAAAUCGAAUGGCUCGACGUGCCAUCGGUGAACGCGACAGCUCCAAUUUUUCAGGAGACUGGAAGAAGCGAGUGUACAACUCUUGGCACAAUCUUUGGGUUCUUCAUCUGGUAGUACAUGACGCUGGGUCAAUGUGGCAAUGGAGCCAACAUCUCAACGCAAGUACUUUCUUCUUCAAGCCGUGGAAAGUCACUCGUGUGGCUGCCCUGAAAGUAGCGGAAGCAGGACCCCUGAGGUACGACGACCUUUCAGCAAGGUUCCGUGUAGAUCCAAGCAUUCAGGACAAGAACAAUGAAUAUGCAUCAUGUCCACAGCAUCUGGUUGACACGGGCUUCUUUGACAAGGUUAAAGCCCCAAGAGGGCGCCUGACAGCACAGUGGGGUCGGAUGGACCUGUGGAAAGCCAUCGGGUUACUAGGCUGGAACUGCCCAGUGAGCGAAGUCGAUGUACCUUGCCCCCCCCAAAUCUACCCAGAUAAGUGCGGGGUUGAUGCAACAUAUAUCAGACCUGUAGAAGCGCCAUGGCUUUUUCGACUGGAAAGGGAAUCAACAUGGAUUACAUGGGAAACGGAUGAGACACAGAACGACUACGUGGACAGAAUCUGGGCUGCCAGGGGCACCACUUUUCCCAAGCUUUGGCUUCUAAAUACCAUGUGGGAUACUACUUCGGAUCCAGAAUUGUCGCCUUCUGGGGAAGGAAAAAUUCAUUCUGGCUUUUUGUUUGCGUUUCGACGCAUUUUUAAGGAAAUGCUUAAUGAUGACAUUCGUGAAGUGUCAGAAAAAAUUCAUGCGACGGGGAAGCGGCAGGUCGUGCUUUUUACUGGCCAUUCUCUUGGGGGGGCGGUGUCGCAAAUUGGUGCUUGGUACUACGCCGUGAAGUCUCGCAGCCUAAUUCGUCAGGGCCUCCUACAGAUCAGAUGUGUCACAUUCGGUGCACCUGCAUGGGGAAAUGAAGCUGCCUAUAACGAAUUUAUGUCUACUGGAGUUAUCAUACACGACAUCGCAACGAGCAUGGAUCCUGUUACCACAUUAAACGGCGAACCAGAACUCGGCCACGGACUUCAAUGGAAAAAACCGUUUCAUUACAGAAUCAUGUUGGACGACCUAAAACAAGUUGUUGUUGCGUCGACGAGUCCCCUAGAGCCUGACUUUGAUGGCCGGCUGUGGACACGCACGGACCUGCAUGCUGGGAGUUUCCUUAAACGCACAUUUGGGGCGUUCGCUAGCAUGAAGAACGUAGACUCGGUCUUCCUGAAUCCAGUGCUCACUCACUUUCUGUCGUAUACCGCAGUCCUCACGAUCAUGGCAGACUUGGUACCCGAGGCCGACUUUGGUUCGGGACUUGCUGCCCCUCUAAUAAACGAUCCGCCCAUCAGUUACUCAGCUCACUCGUUGUGCUCUGCAUUAAUAGCAGCUCAAGGGAAGAUGAGGUGGGUGAUGACCCAACUAGCACUUGAAGCUAGCAGGGAGCCCAAGGUCAUCUAG
Molecule: messenger RNA, 2574 nt
Organism: Eimeria tenella
Lineage: Eukaryota; Apicomplexa; Conoidasida; Eucoccidiorida; Eimeriidae
Product: lipase domain-containing protein, putative
Exons: 6
Coding region: 1-2574 (857 amino acids)
Biological process (GO): lipid metabolic process
Source: RefSeq, a predicted model, not a curated record